AUGACGAGAGAGAAAAGAGAUGAGUCGGCGCCACCAUUGCCAUUCCUUCCCUGUGAUCUCAUAUUGAACAUACUCUCAUGGUUACCCGUCAAGUCUAUCUUACGAUUCAAGUGUGUGUGCAAGUCAUGGCUCACUUUGUUCACCAACCCUGACUUUGUGAAGAAACAUCUGAGUCAAUCCCAAAACCACAAACUCAUUGUUUCAUGUGAGUUUGACAAUUUUUUUUCUGUAACAUGUGAGAAUCAUGAUCCAAGACCCAUUCGCAAUAUUAAUUCUGAAAUCAGGGGUUUAAAAGUCAACAUCUUAGGUUCCUGUGAUGGCUUGGUAUUAAAUGGAACUGGUGCUGAUGCUGGUGCUGGUGCUGGUGCUUCCAAUAGGCUUUACUUGCUGAAUCCUACAACUGAAAAAUUCAAUAGAUUACCAGUUUUACCCUCGCCAAUUGAACAACUUACAGCCUCAUAUGGAUUUGGUUAUGAUGCGUCUAUUGAUGAUUACAAAGUGGUGGCAAUCUCGUCGUCCCUCAUUGGAGUCUCUUAUUUUGAGACUAUAACGAGUGUAUAUACACUAAAAACAAAUUCUUGGAGAAGGAUUCAAGUCGAAACUCUUGAGGUUGUUUUGCCUAUUGGGGGUUCAGCUGGUAUACUUCUACAUGGAGUUCUUCAUUGGUUAAGACCACAUUGGAGCAAUAUCGUUUGUUUUGAUUUAGUUCAGGAGAAAUUUCAAUACAUGCCUUUACCAGCUGAUCUUCAAAUAAAUCCGUCAUCCAGUGGAUUGACGUGUGGAGUUCUCAGAGGAUGUCUUUGUAUUAGUUUCAUAAUUCAGGAUCAAACUAAUACAAAGUUUUCCGGAGAGUUUUGGGUAAUGAAGGAAUAUGGCAAGAGAGAGUCUUGGACUAAUAUUUGGUCUACCCCAGCAUUUGAUAGCAUAAAGUCACUGAAUUUCUCGAACAGUGAUAAAGAAGAUCUAUUUUUAGUUAACAAAAAGUGGUUGGAUGGGUACAAUGUAGAAAAAAAUUCAUUGCGCAGGUAUCCAGCGAACUAUAGCAUGGUUUCUCCAAAGUGUGAAGCAGAGAUUUACCUGGAGAGCAUGGUUUCUCCAUAA
Molecule: messenger RNA, 1101 nt
Organism: Cornus florida
Lineage: Eukaryota; Viridiplantae; Streptophyta; Magnoliopsida; Cornales; Cornaceae
Product: F-box/kelch-repeat protein At3g06240-like
Exons: 1
Coding region: 1-1101 (366 amino acids)
Molecular function (GO): protein binding
Source: RefSeq, a predicted model, not a curated record